Adineta steineri is the source of this 6306-nucleotide messenger RNA. The record is from the annotation of a GenBank genome assembly. NCBI's taxonomy places the organism in Eukaryota, Metazoa, Rotifera, Eurotatoria, Adinetida, Adinetidae.
AUGAAAAUUGAAUGUUUUGUUAAAGAUCUACCAUCAACAAGAACUUUAAUGGAGAGUCAAGUUAUCGAAGACAGACUUCAAUCAAGUUGUAGUGAAAGUGAUGGAACGUACCGAGAGGAAAGUACCGAAUGUAAGCACCACAAUCAACAAAGCAUACAUUAUCGAUUACGUACAGGCUCGAAACGUGCAUUAGUUCAUGCAAAGCAAAUGACUGUGGUACAUGACGAACGAAAUGCAUCUGAUCAUAAUUUAAAUCGUACGAGAAGUGACUCUUGUUCAUCAAUAAGUUCAUUACAUUCGAUCAGUUCAACUCAAUCGAUGAAUAUAAGACCACAAAUGUGUCUUAAUGGUUUAACAUGUUUUAACGUAGACUGCAGUUUUGAUCAUCCGGAUGGUUGGAAUCCUUGUAUGAAUGGAGAAAAAUGUGAAAGCUAUGAGUGUACUGCUAAUCAUCCUUUUAAACGCAAAUCAAAAUGUCGUGAUGGCAACCGUUGCAGAGCUAAUAAUUGUAAACUUUUACAUCCCGUAACACGUAUCGGAAAGUGUCCAUUUCGUGCAAAAUGUAAACGAUGGAAUUGUUCUAUGCUACAUCCUCGUACUCGAGCUCGACUGUGUCCUAAUAAAAAGAACUGUACUAAUUUAAGUUGUUUAUGUUUACAUCCACCAGAACGUACCAAGCUACUCUGUUCACUUGGAGCAGAUUGUCAUGAUCUCUCGUGUAGACUUAAUCAUCCAGCCGAACGUCCACCGAAAUGUGAGCAACCCGAUUCAUGUCCCAACUUGAACUGCAAUCGCCUUCAUCUACCAGAGUGGAAUCCAUGCGAAGCAGGGGAUAAUUGUGAAGACGAACGAUGUUCAAAAGUUCAUUCAUCCGAGCGUAGUAUCGGCUUUCAGCAAAACAAAGCAGCAUCUGUCAUGGACCUCUACACUAAAGCUCAGAAUCAAAAGAGUAAAAAAUAUUUAAAAACUCUUGAGCAAAGAAUCAAAGAUCGUGAGAAAGCACAACUACCGAUCCUAUCUUACCGUGAAGAAUUUUGUCAACGUCUUGAACGUGAACGUAUCCUAGUUGUCACCGCUGAAACCGGUAGUGGUAAAAGUACUCAAUUACCUCAAUAUGCCGCAGAACAUUUCGGUUCACUUAUCGUUUGUACUCAACCACGUGUUGUUGCCGCUCUCUCGCUCGCGCGUCGUGUUGCAGAAGAAUAUGAUGGGAAAUCAGUCGGUGAAUCUGUUGGAUAUCAAGUGGGUAAUGCAAAUCGAGUACGUGGAACGGAUAUUAUGUAUAUGACCGAUGCUACACUCAUUCGAGAAAGUCAAAGUGAUCCUAGUUUGAAACAUAUUCGCGUUCUGGUCAUUGAUGAAGCUCAUGAACGUACACUAAAUACAGAUGUUGUCAUUGGUAUUUCGAAAAUGUUACUUUCACAGCGCCCAGAUGAUUUCUACGUUGUUAUUGCUUCAGCUACAAUUGAUCCUAAAGGCUUUCUUCAGUUUUAUGAUCGUGUUAAUAGCAUACCUCUGGGAGUAAAAGGUCGAGUUUUUCCUGUUACUAAUGAUGAGAAAGCAUUGUCAACAAACUGUAAUGAUCAAAAACUGAACAUAUCACAUAUUGUUCGGUACGUCGUUGAGAUUUAUCCACAUCAUAAAGGACAUACACUUGUGUUUCUUCCUGGUCAAGGUGAAAUUGAACAAGCAUUGAAAAUAUUUAAAUCUACAUUAUCUGAUGAUUGUGUUGCACUUCCACUCUAUGGUUCACAAUCACCAGAAGAUCAAGAAAAAGUAAUUAAAUUUAAUGAAAUAGACAAACGAAUGGUUAUUUUCUGCACUAAUGUUGCUGAAACAUCGUUGACAAUUCCUAAUGUUCGAUUAGUAAUUGAUUCGGGAUGGGCAAAAGAAGCUCGUUAUGAUACAAAACGUCGUCUAACUGUGAUUGAAACUGUACGUAUCUCACGUUCAUCUGCUGAUCAACGUAAAGGUCGAGCUGGUCGAACUGCACCUGGCCAUUGUGUUCGUUUAUACGAAGAUAAAGAAUUAAUUCGACAAAAUAUAGAACCAGAAAUACUUAGAUCAUCACUUGAUCUUGUUCUAUUACAACUUAUUCGACUCAAAUUUGAUCCAAAAACUUUUCCGUUCAUAGAUCAACCAUAUAGUGAUACUAUUAAUAACUCGCUCGAUCUUCUCACAAAACUUAAAUGUAUAGAUGAACAAAUGAUUACAAAACGAGGCGAAUUGUUUACUGAACUUGGACUAGAUCCACGUCUUAGCGCUUUUAUCGUAGAUAUUUAUACAGAAUAUAAGAGUCUAUUAGAUUUACUAGUUGCUAUUGUGGCAAUAUUAUCAGCACCCGGUACAAUAUUCUUUAUGGGUGGUGCAACACAAGAAGCAAAGCAAGAAGCAAAAGCACGUGUCGCCCUUGACGCAAACAAUUAUAAAAGUGAUCUUUUACAUUUAUAUUUUGUUUAUGAUCGAUGGAAAAAUUCCAGUGGAAAAGAAAUACAAGGUAAAUGCUCAAAAUGUAAUAAACUAAUAAAAUAUUGUACAUGUCGAGUGAAACACAGUAAUGAAAAUAGUUUAAAUAAUAAAAUUCUUCAAUAUAUUGAUGGAUCAUGUACAUCGAUCAUAAAACAGAUCAAAAAUGCUCGUUGGCUGCAACCUGGUACUAAAAUCUUAGACGAUUCAGUUAAAAUUAUUGGUAAUCAUCUUGCUAAACUUUUUCCUGAGCAAUGUGGAUAUUUACUUGUUCCACAAUUACCAGUGGAAGGUGUUAGAUUAGUAGCCACUGAUAUUCGUGGAAGUAUUAGUAACACCAGUGUAUUCAUGCAAAAGCUUCAGAAAGAUUCAGAUCGUGAAUUUUAUCAACAUUUUGUAGCGAUGACUAUUACGCAGUUACCAUCGGGAAGAUAUAUUACUGAAAGACUUCAUCCUGUACUUAGAUCAGAUGUUACAGUACAGUCAUCUGUACAAAAUCUGAUGACGCUCGAAAAUGUUGGUUGGGAUCUUGCUUAUCAUUUGCGUCAAAAACUAAAUACUUACAAGUCAGAACUAUGGGCAAAAUGGCUCGUUUAUCAUUAUGAUCGAUCUCAAUGUCGUUUUAUUAUUUGGGGUCUUGAAACAGAUAGAUCACCUAUCGUAACUACUAUUCAACGCUCUCAUAACGAAGCACUAAAAAAACUUUCCGAUUCUUAUGAAUUAUUAGAAUGUGGACCGAUUAAAGCAAAUUUUCAAAGCGGUUUAGUAUGCACACAUAUCAACAAAAUGUCUGAUACAUUAAAACUUCAUCUUCAAAAUAUUCCUUGUCAAACGAUGAAUGAUUUAAAAGAUUGGAUUAACAAGAUGUUGGGCGUCGAAUGGAAUGAAAUAAAAGCUCAUGGUUUUUAUACCGUAAAAGUCGACAAUACAGAGAAGAAGAAUGCGUAUCUUAUUUUCAAAAAUGAAGAUAUAUUCCGUUGUGCAACAAAUAAGCUUCCUUCAUAUCAUAUGGUUGUUCAAGGAAGUAAUUUCGGAAGAUAUCGUGAUAGUGAAAAAGAUAGCUGGGGUAAAGAACUUGUAAUUCAAACGCCACUAAAUGUCACUAUCGGAGAUCUUAUUAGUCGAUACGGUGCGGAUAUCGUCAUGAAAUGUGUACAAUUAAAUAAAAAUAAUGAAGAACUUCGUGCAGAAUCGUUUGUCAAAUUAAAUAGCUUACCAAUCACGACUGAUGAGUUUUUUCUUCGUGAAUGUCUUCAAACGCAAAAUGGACCUAUUCCUAAAUAUAUAUAUGUAGGACGAACGAAAAAUAAUGCAAGCGGAUGGGCAAAAAUAACAUUCCAUAAUGACGUAGAACGUAAUCUAGCUGCGACUAUUUUUGAUACGGAACUAUGUCGUAAUAUAUUUCCAAUAAAUAUUAUUGGAAAAAGAGGUCCAACACAAAAAUGGAUCCGAACUAAUGUAACGAAGAAUGAUGAUCCUAAUGCAAGACAAAAUCAAUCACUGUCUUUUAAAAAUAUUUUUCGUAUCACUACGAUCAGUCGUGAAACUGCACUACAGAUAUUCCCAUCUCUAGAUACAAAUUUACCAUAUGCCAAACCUAUUAUUAAUCGUCACGAUACAUCACAAUGGGAUGUCGAUAGCUCGGCGACAAUAACUAUUCUGCGAACAGAUUUAUAUUCGGACUUCCAACAAACGAUUGAUCGUAUCUGUGAGAAAUUUGAAGUUCAAGUGAUAUGUAAAAAUAUUCGAGAUUUUGGCAAACGUUGUACAUUCAAUCAUGGAAGUCCUCAAAAGACAAGUUUAGCUGCUUCGAUGCUUGCGCAGACGUUUGCACCCAUUAAUAUUAAAUUAAAUACAGAACGGCAAAAGCAAUUAUUCCGUGAAUUAGAAGAAAUUAAUGAAAUACAAAAAUGGGCAGUAGAAUUAUGUUUAGCAAUUAAUCCGAACAAAUAUUAUACUAAUAUUGAAAUUCGAGGACCACAAACAUCUCAAGGACAGUUAAUGCGACGAAUUGCUGAUUAUUCGAAUACUUUCGAUGCACGUUUUCGUGAACUUGAACUCAGUGCAACCGUAGCAACAUUUUUUGGUCGAGAAAAAUCAGCAUCGAUUAAAUUACAACAGAUUGGUUCACAAUGGUCGUCAAAAUCUUGUUUAGUUUCAUUCAAUUUCAAAUCAGCAACGAUAACAAUUAUUGGUAAACCAAACGUGUCAUUAACAGAUAUGAAUGCUUGUGAAAAUGAAGUUCUUCAACUUUUGAACGACAUAACUGCUACUACUGACGAUACAGAAAGUGAUGAAGAAGAUGAAGAACACGAUAUUGAAGAUAAUAAAGAUAUGACAUGUUUCGAAACAGGACGAUUAGAACGUCGAUGUGUCUUUUGUCAACAAAAAUCAUCGAUUUCUACCAGUUUUUUUCGAAUUUGUGGACAUACCUAUUGUCGAUGUGCUGCUCGAUCUCUUACUACAUCUUCUACGUUACCGCUUCGAUGCAAAGCUUGUCAAUCGAAUAUUCAUAUUCGUGAUAUUCAAAUUAUCUUUAAUAAUGAUGAACAAGUAUUUUUGUCUUUACUUAAAAGUUCCAUUCAACAAUAUUUAACAACAAAUCCGCAACAAGAUGAUCGUGUCUUUUGUCCGAAUAAUGAAUGUGAUGGAUUAAUUAAACUCAAUAAUGAUUAUCAAACUUGUUUAACUUGUGGUGAAAAUGUCUGUCCUAAAUGUCAAGUAGUCGAUGAUGAAGUUCACGUUGGACGAACAUGUGCUCAAGUUGUGGAAGAAAAGAAACGUUAUCCCUUCUUAUCUCCACUCUUUGCUGCUGCCAUAAAAUUUGUUCAAAACAAUUGGCCAUUAGAUCCACUUGUCCGACCAAUUGGUCGAAUCGAUGAAAAUCCUUAUCUUAGAAGAGAAUACGAAUCGUUAACACGUUUCUACAAAGGUAAUGAAAUAUUAGGUCAUUCUUCUCCACCAGAUGUGGCCAAAGGAUUUUUUGCUUAUCAUGGUUCACCUUUUCAAGCAAUUAAUUCUAUCUGUCAAACCGGUUUUGAUCCCAACUAUCGUUCAGCUCAAGUCCAUGGUCGUGGUGAAUACUUUGGAGUCAAUGCACUUAUUUCUCAUAGUUAUUCUCAGAAAGGAGGUAGUCAAGAAGGAUUUAGUCAAAUGAUUAUUGCUUUCGUUCUUCGAUGUACUCAAGUUACAACUGUUAAGAACUUUUGUUAUGUUGUUGAUAAUCCAACGGACUGGACACAUGCUUUUAACUUACCUGUACUCAUUGUUACCUAUGGACGACAUGCAAUCAGUCAACCAUCUCCUUUUCCUCUUGAUAUUCCUUACUAUUCGGAUAUAAAAUCUUUUUGGAUUCCACCUUUUCGAUGGUAUUGGCGGCAACGUAAUGGACAACUUGAAUUGUAUAAUAGUAUUAUGAAUGAAUUAUUAGAAAAAAUCCAUGAGCAUUGGAAAUUACAUGAUGGACCUGUUGAAAUCGAAACUUCACUCUUGACUUCCUGUAUAGAUGACAUUUCUCAAACAUAUACAAUUAAUUUUCAAAAUAAUACACAAACAAAUACUAGAACAUCUUACUCACGAGCAAUUCAACGGCGUCUUGUAAGGAUACCAUCAAAUAAUCGACAUUGGUCCUAUUGUAACGAACUUGAUACUUGGAUGCGUCAUGAUCAUAUCGUCGGAACUAAGAUUGAAGAAGCAUUUCAGUCGUAUCGAUCGGGUCAAGGUUCAUCAACUGUUGACCUUCAAUUUCUAGGAUAUCCAGAAAUAUAUCAAGUUAAUUUUUUAAAAGGCCAACAAAGAAACAAAACUACCAAUCAAAUCAAAAACAUAAAACGCGAAUAA